Messenger RNA from Hibiscus syriacus, 1310 nucleotides. Its product is annotated as solanesyl diphosphate synthase 3, chloroplastic/mitochondrial-like. The record is from RefSeq and is a predicted model, not a curated record. Lineage: Eukaryota; Viridiplantae; Streptophyta; Magnoliopsida; Malvales; Malvaceae. Gene Ontology annotation, cellular component: transferase complex. The transcript is spliced from 11 exons. Gene Ontology annotation, molecular function: prenyltransferase activity. Bases 19 to 1188 code for a protein of 389 amino acids. Gene Ontology annotation, biological process: ubiquinone biosynthetic process; isoprenoid biosynthetic process.
UGUAGCAGCAUCAGGAAAAUGAAGACACUAUUUUCUCGGGCGUUUUCCAGGAUUUAUGAGAUUCCCAGAAAAUCUUUGUUUGACUGUCCUCAACACCGCCAAUCUCUUGUUUUGACAGCUAAUUCUCACUCUUCCAUCGAUUCUAAUCCAAAGGAAAAGGUGGAUCCAUUCUCCCUUGUUGCUGAUGAAAUCUCACUUGUUUCAAACAGGUUGCGUUCAUCUGCAGUUGCCGAGGUCCCUGAGCUCUCCUCGGCUGCUCGAUAUUUCUUCGAACAUGGAGUGGAAGGGAAGAGGACAUGUUCCAUGGUUUUGUUGUUGAUGGCUAAAUCAAUGGAUAAACAUAAACCCGGAUCAUCUUUUAGUUGCAUCCAAGAUACAUCGAGAGUUCAACUGCGUCUAAAACAGAAACUUAUAGCCGAAAUAACCGAGAUGAUCCAUGUGGCUAGUCUAAUUCAUGAUGAUAUCUUGGAUGAUGCGAAAACGAGGCGUGGCGUCGGUUCGUUAAAUUCUGUGUUCGGAAAUAAGUUAGCUGUGUUAGCAGGGGAUUUUCUGCUUUUUCGAGCUCUAGGGGCCCUCGCUUCCUUGAAAAACAAUGAGCAGAUUGUAUCAUUACUAGCGACAGCAGUCGAAAAUCUUGUUACGGGUGAAACCAUGCAAAUGGCUGCAACGGUCGAGCAGCGCUGCAGCAUGGAGUAUUAUAUGCAGAAGACUUACUACAAGACUGCAUCAUUGGUCUCCAACAGCUGCAAGGCAAUGGCCCUUUUAUCCGAUCAAACACCCAAAGUUGCAAUGUCGGCUUUUGAAUACGGCAAGAAUUUGGGAAUGGCAUAUCAGUUCAUAGACGAUAUUCUCGAUUUCACAGGCACAUCAGCUUCAUUAGGAAAGGGUCCGUUAUCGGACAUACGACAGGGAAUCAUAACUGCUCCUAUAUUAUUUGCCAUGGAGGAGUUUCCUCGGUUGAAAGCCGUGACCGAGCAGGGCUUCGACAACUCCGCCAAUAUAAAUACGGCACUUGAGUACCUGUGGAAGAGCAACGGAAUACAAAGGACGAAAGAACUCGCGGCGAAGCAUGCUAAUCUUGCUGCAGCAGCCAUCGAUUCUCUGCCCGAAAGUAGCAGCUCGGACGUAAGGAGAUCGAGGCAAGCACUCAUUAAUCUCACUCGAAUACUCACAGCUAGAAAUAAAUGAGAACAAUUGAAUCUAAUUUUCGUUUGUUAAACCGUUAUUCUACAUCGAUUAGAGUAUUCCGAUACUACUCGCGUUGGAUGCUUAACAUGGUAUUAGAGCCUCGGUUUUGUUAUGUUGUUAUU